Molecule: messenger RNA, 2641 nt
Organism: Sus scrofa (pig)
Lineage: Eukaryota; Metazoa; Chordata; Mammalia; Artiodactyla; Suidae
Gene: UBASH3A
Product: ubiquitin associated and SH3 domain containing A
Biological process (GO): negative regulation of T cell receptor signaling pathway
Cellular component (GO): cytoplasm
Molecular function (GO): protein binding
Source: RefSeq, a predicted model, not a curated record
GGCCAACUGGCUCCCAAGGGCAGCCCAAGUCUCAGCGGCGGCUGAUCCCAGGCGGGGAGUCCGACGGACCCCAAAGCCCAAUGUGGAAGGGGCGCCACACCCACACUCUGCAAAGAGAGUUCUGCAAACGGGUAUCUCGUGCAAACAGGAUAUUAGCUUUUGUCAGACAGAUCACAAAGGGCUUGAGGUUUCUCUUCUCAGCCUCAGGCUCCCUGCCUCUCCCUCUCCGGCUUUAUCUGCUUCGCUCAGUCUGCGGGCAGGAAGAGAUGGCAGCGGGGGAGACACAGCUCUACGCCAAGGUUACCAGCAAGCUCAAGGGCCGCAGCUCCUCCGCGCUCCUGGAGCCCCUCCUGGACAUGGGCUUCCCGGCCCACACCGCGCUCAAGGCACUGGCAGCUACGGGGAGGAAGACGGUGGAGGAGGCAUCAGACUGGCUGCGAUGCCACUGCAAUGACCCUUCUCUCGACGACCCCAUCCCCCAGGAGUAUGCCCUGUUCCUCUGUCCCACUGGGCCCCUGCUGGACAAACUUCAAGAGUUCUGGAGAGAGAGCAAGCGUCAGUGUGCAAAGAACAGAGCCCACGAGGUCUUCCCUCACAUCACGCUCUGUGACUUCUUCACGUGCGAAGACCAGAAGGUGGAGUGUCUGUACGAGGCACUGAAGCGAGCGGGGGACCGGAGCCUGGGCACCUUCCCCGCGGCCGUGCCACUGGUUCUCCACUCUUCCGUCAGCUACCUGGGCUUCUUCGUGGACGAUGGCCCCGCAGACAUCAUCCGGGAAUUCGCCGUGAUGUUCGCCACAGAAGCCUCGGUCCUAGCAGACUGCACGGUGAAGCCUUGCACCAAGCAGCUGCAUCUGACCCUGGCCCACAAGUUCUACCCCCACCACCAGAGGACGCUGGAGCAGCUGGCCAGAGCCGUCCACCCAGGCCACAGCUGCCAGUGGACAGCCGCGCUUUACUCCCGCGACAUGCGCUUCGUACACUACCAGACCCUGCGGGUCCUGUUCCAGUACAAACCCCAGAACGUGGACGAACUAACGCUAAGCCUCGGGGACUACAUCUUCGUGGACCCCACUCAGCAGGAGGAAGCCAGCGAGGGCUGGGUCAUUGGGAUCUCCCAGCGGACAGGCUGCCGGGGCUUCCUGCCCGAGAACUACACGGAGCGGGCCAGCGAGUGUGACACCUGGGUGAAGCACAGGACGUACACCUUCAGUCGUGCCUUGGACCCAGGCUCCAGGAAGGACGAGGCCAGCAGCAGACGCAACGGGGAGCCCCACGCGCCACACAUGUCCCGGAGCGCCAGCAGCCUGCAGUCCCUCCAGGCCUCGAUCCUGAGGAGAGGCGUGUUGGUGGUGCGCCACGGGGAGAGAGUGGAUCAAGUCUUCGGGAAGUCGUGGCUGCAGCAGUGCUCCACCCCGGACGGGAAGUACUACCGGCCAGACCUGAACUUCCCUCGCGGUCUGCCCAGACGGAGCAACGGUAUCAAAGACUUCGAGAGCGACCCACCGCUAUCAUCUUGCGGAAUUUUCCAGUCCAGGAUGGCAGGGGAAGCGCUGCUGGAGAGUGGUACCAGCAUCACCUCCGUGUUCACCUCCCCGGCCCUCCGCUGUGUGCAGACAGCCAAGCACAUCCUGGAAGAGCUCAAACUGGAGAAAAAAGUUAAGAUAAGAGUGGAACCUGGCAUCUUUGAAUGGACCAAGUGGGAGGCCGGCAAGACCACCCCAACCCUCAUGACCCUGGAAGAGCUGAAAGAGGCCAAUUUCAAUGUCAGCAUGGAUUACAGGCCCGCCUUCCCCCUGGCCUCCCUCCUGCCCGCCGAGAGCUACAACGAUUACGUGCACAGGUGUGCGGUGAGCAUGGAGCAGAUCGUCAGCACGUGCUCCCAGGAUGGGGGUGUCACCCUGAUCGUGGGCCACGGCUCGGCACUGGACUCCUGCACCCGCCCGCUGCUCAGGCUGCCGCCCCGGGACUGUGCAGACUUCGGCCGGCUGGUGAGAAAGAUCCCCUUUCUGGGCAUGUGCUUCUGCGAAGAAAACAAAGAGGAAGGGAAGUGGGAGCUGGUGAACCCUCCCGUGAAGACGCUGACUCAUGGCUCAAACCCCGCCUUUAACUGGAGGCACUGGGUCCAGGACAACUAAGAGCCACCUCGAUGUUGGCAUAAGGUGGCGGUGAGGGGGCAGAACCCUUCACAGAGGCUGGGAGGCACCAUGAGGUGGACGGGGUCUUUGCCCCCCCCUCCCCCGCCCCCAGUGUGAUUGGUAGAAGCACAAAAUGCACUUUGCGGCGCCAGAGUGUCUGCCCUGGGCUUUCCCCCCGGUGCCCGCCCUCGGCGGCCCCGUCGUCCUGCAAGCUCGGCCGUGGGGACGCCACCGUGCGCCAUGUGCAUCAUCAGCCUGGAGGGGACCGAGGAGCUGGGACUCUGGUGUCGAGGAAUUAAAGACUCAACACACACCCCCCCGGGGAAAAACCCCCCUUCAUUUUACACGUUUCUCUUUGUCAAGCUCCCCAGCCUUUGUCCUUUUUCCGUUUGCAGUUGCUCUUGGGCUAUGUCCGCAGGGGCCGAAAGAGGCAGGCUGUCGAAUAAAAUGGUACAAGAAACCACCUCCCAAAUCAAAACCGGGAACCGAGCUCAGUGUCCACA